Molecule: messenger RNA, 3912 nt
Organism: Labrus bergylta (ballan wrasse)
Lineage: Eukaryota; Metazoa; Chordata; Actinopteri; Labriformes; Labridae
Gene: vps35l
Product: VPS35 endosomal protein sorting factor like
Biological process (GO): endocytic recycling
Cellular component (GO): endosome
Source: RefSeq, a predicted model, not a curated record
CUGAUCAACAACCAGAAGCAACAACCAGCAUUUUCCAGAAACUGUGCUCGUAACCAGGAAGUGUUCAAGUGUCAUAUGAUUGUAGAAAAAUGGCUGCGGUGCAGUGGCGUUCCUGCAUGCGCAACUAUGAGGCAGAGCUGCAGAGAUGUCGACCUGAAGGUGCUCUGGUCGAGUUUGGAGACUAUCACCCCCUCAAACCCAUCAUGGUGACAGACACAAAGACCCGGCGUGGGGCUCGUAAAGGCAGCACCUCCUCGUCCUCCUCGUCUUCCUCCUGCGCGCCUGCAGAUCCCCUCAGCUCCAUGCUGGACGGGACCGACCCCCUCUCGAUGUUUGCUGCAGCCUCGGCCACUGAGGCCCCCGUCAUGUCACACAGCGCCUCCACAGGGGACCUUGGGAGGAAGAGGAAGGAGAAGGAUGAAGAGGUGGUGGGACACGACUUUGAGUCCUGGUCGACAAAACGAGGAGAGAUCUUGGCAAGGUUCACCACCACUGAGAAACUCUCAAUAAAUCUUUUCAUGGGUUCUGAUAGAGGUAAAGCUCCGAGUCCGGGAUCGUCAGCUGUUUCAGAGAAAGUUCGAACUCGCCUGGAGGAGCUGGAUGAUCUUGAGGAAGGUUCCCAGAGAGAGCUGCUGAACCUCUCCCAGCAGGAUUACGCCAACCGCAUCGAGGAGCUGAACCAGUCCCUGAAGGAGGCCUGGGCCUCCGACCAGAAAGUCAAAGCCCUGAAGAUCGUUAUCCAGUGCUCCAAGCUUCUGUCGGACACCUCGGUGAUCCAGUUCUACCCCAGCAAGUUUGUCCUCAUCACCGACAUCCUGGACACUUUUGGCCGGCUGGUGUACGAUAGAAUCUGGACCAUGUGCUCAGACCCGAGACCCUUACCAGAGUCGUUCACAGUGGACGAUGUCAACGACACCGCCAAGGAGACCUGCCUCAACUGGUUCUUCAAGAUCGCCUCCAUCAGAGAGCUUCUGCCCCGGCUAUAUGUCGAAGCUGCCAUUCUUAAGUGCAACCGCUUCCUGAACAAAUCUGGUAUUCCGGAGACUCUCCCUCGGCUGACGGCCAUGAUCAGAGGAAUCGGAGACCCACUGGUGGCAGCGUACACCAGAGCGUACCUCUGCAGGGUGGGCAUGGAGGUGGCCCCCCAGCUGAAAGACAGCCUGAACCGCAACUUCUUCGACCUGCUCGGGACCUUCCGGCAGGUCAGCGGGGAGAGCGUGCAGAACCAGCUGGUCCAGCAGAGGGUGGAGGUGCCCGAGUACUUGACACUUUAUUCCCCCGCCAUCAACUGGAUCCUGCAGUGCAUCGCCUACCGAGCUCCAGAGGUUUUGCUGACAGAAAUGAUGGAGCGAUGCAAAAAGCUGGGCAACAAUGCCUUGCUGCUGAAUUCAGUCAUGAGGGCGUUCAGGCCGGAGUUUGUUGCGGCGAGAGCCACCGACUUCAUCAGUAUGAUCAAAGACUGUGACGAGGCCGGAUUCCCAAAGCAUCUGUUGUUCGGGUCACUGGGUCGCAGUCUGGCUUGUGCCGACCCUCCAGAAUCGGAGAGACUGACGAUCCUGAACGAAGCCUGGAAAGUGGUCACCAAAGUCCGCAGUCCUCAGGAUUACAUCAACUGUGCUGAGAUCUGGGUGGAGUUCACCUGCCGACACUUCACAAAACGUGAGGUCAACACCGUCCUGGCUGACAUCAUCAAACACAUGACCCCUGACCGGGCGUUUGAGGACGCUUAUCCUCAGCUGCAGUCAGUGAUCAGGAAGAUCCUCACCUACUUCAACGACUUCUCCGUCCUCUUCUCCAUGGAGCGUUUCUUACCUUUUUUAGACAUGUUCCAGAAAGACAGUGUGAGGGUGGAGGUCUGCAGAUCCAUCAUGGAGGUCUUCAUCAAACAUCAGAUGGAGCCCACCAGAGACCCCGUCAUCCUCAACGCCAUGUUGCACAUCUGCAAGACCAUGCACGACUCUGUCAACGCUCUCACUCUGGAGGACGAGAAAAGAUCUUUGGCUGUGCUGAUCAUCGGCUUCAUCCGCAUGGUUUCUUUCGGCCGUGACUUUGAGCAGCAGCUGAGUUUCUGUGUGGAGGCCAGAGCCACCUUCUGUAACCUGGAGUCCGUGCUGGUGCAGCUCAUUCAUACGGUGAACCAGUUGGCCAUGGAGACGAGUCGGGUGAUGAAAGGGAGUCACUCCCGCAAAACCGCCGCCUUUGUCAGGGCGUGUGCUGCGUACAGCUUCAUCACCAUCCCGUCUCUCAGCAGCAUCUUCAGUCGCCUCAGCCUCUACCUGCUGUCCGGCCAGGUCGCACUCGCCAACCAGUGUCUCUCUCAGGCGGAUGCUUUCCUCAAAGCAGCGGUCGGUAUUCUCCCGGAGGUUCCUCGCUCCAUCAGUGUGGAGGGAAAACUUCGUUCUUCCGAGAACUUCCUGUUAGACUUCAUCAACAACUUUCUGUCUACACUGCUCGUCGUUCCGGACCAUCCUGAGCAUGGCGUGCUCUACCUGGUCCGAGGUCUGCUCAACAUGGUCCAGGAUUACACCUGGGAGGACAGCAGCGACGCCAAGGUGCGCGUCUACGUCAGUGCUCUGCCGCUGCUGGCCGCCAUGAGCCAGGAAGCCUACCUCUACUCCAUCCCUAAAGUUGACUCCAACGAGACCCUUUAUGGAGGUGAUCCCAAGUUUCUAUCAGAGAUCAACAAGCUGUGUGAGACUCUCAUCGGACAGAUCCUGGACCACAUGAAGGCCCUCGGUCGGGAUGAGCAGAGCACACGGCGUCAAGGCGCUCUGGCCUUCUCCCUGUUCGGCGUCCUGCUCGCUCACGGUGAUCUGAGGAACAACAAGCUGAGCCAGCUGUCUGUCAACCUGUGGAAUCUGGGCCACAAACAUGGAUACUGUGAGACGCGGGUCUCAGUCCGCACUCUGGAGUACAUCAAGCACCAGGCUCAGCAGCCCGACAUGAAUCACCUGACAGAGACGGUCCAGAGGCUGGCGCUGCAGUCCCGCACCUGAGUGUAAACCUCGACAGCGUUUGUGAAAAGUUUGUGCAACAAGUGCAAACAAGUCAAAGCAUUACAGAAGAAAAGGAAUGCCUUAAUGUAUUAUGUAUAUAUAAUGAAUUCUUCUGAUAGGACAGUGUGUGAACAUCUGAAGAGAUGUGAGUUGUUAAAAAAUAAGAACCAUAUUGCUUCUCAAAGACCGAUCUGCUCUUUUUCCAAAAUUCCUUUUUUUGUGAUUUACAAGCCUUUGAAAAACAACUAAUGAAAGCUCCUGUGAGCUGUUUCAUCUGGUUAUGAAACAGACUAUAAUUGGUAUUGAGGCCUCUUCAUGAUGAACCAGAUGGAUAAUUUCUAUAAAACUAAUUGAAACGCUUGUCACCAUUGCUGAGGGGUCGUUGUCAGACCAAGUGAGUUACAGCACACUGCAGAAACAAACUUUGUUUAGAUUUUCCUCAGCAAAGAUUUGCAGCGAGUUAUAAGAUUGACUUUAAAAAAUAAAACAGCUGGAUGAGAUUUUUCGUCAGGAAACACUACCUACACAUGCACAAGAAGAAAAUCAUCAAGAGAUAAAAGGUACUGCUUUGUCCAAAAUGAAUACAAGGAGAAAAUUCUCACUAGUUUUGUUCAUUACUUCUGUUUAUUGUCAAUAUUUCACACAUUAAAUAAAAGUAAGUAGCAAAACCCUUCGAUGGAUCAUCCAAUAGUUAAGAGGGUGCAAAGAUACAAUCAGGACAUGAUUCUGGAUGAUUUCUGGACUUUAGUAACAUCUGGUGUCACAGUCUAACAUCUUAAUAUAUCCCGUCUGUUCUCGACAAUGCUCUGUAACGUAGUGUUGUGAAUACAGUUAACAUAGCAUUAUUGUUGAAGUAUCAUUUUCUUAACAUGCUGAAUUUGUAGAAAUAAAUGUUCUGCUUUGUAUUUAAUACCAA